CUAGCAACAAAGGUGACCUUUUCGGCCGCUCGUCAAGUUUCUCUCGUGAUCGGGUACAGCGUGUCUGCCGAAGCAGCGUUUGCGCUAAAUCUUGAAAUUCUACUGCAGAAAACACAGUCAAGAUGAUCGCGCGACUCGCCUCCCAAAGGGUGCUGCAGUGUGUUUUGAGGCAGUCCCGCAGCGGUGCGCGCUCGUAUCACGCCCCUUCCGAGUUCAAGCAGGUUACCAUGGCUGACCUGCCCACCUUCAUCGGGCCAUGGGAGGAGAACUUCAACAAGAGGCAGGCCAAGUUCAACAUUCAUCUGGCCUUUGGCGUUGGUUUCUUCCUCGUGAGCCUCGUCACUGCGUCGUCCCUGGGUACAUUGGAUUAUGUUGAUGCCCCGCCUAUGAAGAACUAGAUUGCCUGCACAAAUGUAACUUCUUGUGGGUUCAAGUAAUAAAGUUUGAAUUGUAAUGAU
Molecule: messenger RNA, 458 nt
Organism: Dermacentor silvarum
Lineage: Eukaryota; Metazoa; Arthropoda; Arachnida; Ixodida; Ixodidae
Exons: 3
Coding region: 123-398 (91 amino acids)
Source: RefSeq, a predicted model, not a curated record